This is a messenger RNA of Glossina fuscipes, 1306 nucleotides long. RefSeq names its product electron transfer flavoprotein subunit alpha, mitochondrial (gene wal). The coding region runs from base 196 to 1191 and encodes 331 amino acids. NCBI's taxonomy places the organism in Eukaryota, Metazoa, Arthropoda, Insecta, Diptera, Glossinidae. Gene Ontology annotation, cellular component: mitochondrion. Gene Ontology annotation, molecular function: electron transfer activity; flavin adenine dinucleotide binding. The record is from RefSeq and is a predicted model, not a curated record. The transcript has 4 exons.
UACAGUUUUUUUUUUUCACAAAAUGAUCGAAUUGUGGACUUUUGCACUUUAUAGUAUCGAUCACGAAUAGCAAAAAAAAAUUUUUGAUUGGAAACUACUACAGUAAAAACUAUUGCCUAAAAAGAUCCUUAUCGCAAUUUCUUUCGCACUGACUGAAAAGAGUAUUUUUUUGAUAAUAUCUCUAUACUAAAGGAAAUGUUUUGCAAUACUAUUACACGUAAUUUAUCACGCACAAAUAUCUUGCACCGUUGCAAAAGUACCUUAGUGAUAGCAGAACACAAUAAUGAAGUUCUUAAUCCAAUUACACUGAAUACGAUGGCGGCGGCCAAAAAGAUCGGUGGCGAUGUUACAGUUUUGGUGGCAGGCACAAAAUGCGGCCCUGCCUCGGAAGCUGUUGCAAAAGUGGAAGGGGUUGGCAAAGUGCUGGUAGCCGAAAAUGCUGCUUUUAAAGGCUUUACACCAGAAUCUCUGACUCCAUUGCUGUUGGCUGCUCAAAAUCAAUUUAAAUUUACACACAUUUUAGCUGGCGCUACAGCUUUUGGCAAAAAUUUACUGCCGCGUUUAGCAGCCAAAUUAGAUGUUUCACCUAUCUCCGAAAUUAUUGAUGUAAAAGCCGAGGACACAUUUGUACGUACUAUAUAUGCAGGCAAUGCUAUUCUAACAUUGCGCUCGAAAGAUCCCGUUAAAGUCAUAACGGUGCGUGGCACUAAUUUUGCUGCAGUAGCUGCUGCUGGAGGCAGUGGUAAAAUUGAGAACGCACCAUCGGGUGAUUUCGCAAAUUCUCUUAGUGAAUUUGUAAGCCAAGAACUCACAAAAUCUGAUCGACCUGAAUUAACCAGUGCCAAAGUAAUCGUUUCCGGCGGUCGAGGCUUGAAAUCAGGAGAUAACUUCAAAUUAUUGUACGAUUUAGCCGAUAAGUUUGGAGCAGCCGUAGGUGCUUCGCGAGCUGCUGUUGACGCCGGCUACGUACCCAAUGAUUUGCAGAUUGGACAAACGGGUAAAAUAGUAGCACCUGAAUUGUAUAUCGCCGUGGGAAUAUCGGGCGCAAUACAACAUUUGGCUGGCAUGAAAGAUUCAAAAACGAUUGUAGCUAUCAAUAAAGAUCCCGAAGCACCUAUCUUCCAGGUUGCUGACGUAGGGUUGGUUUCAGAUUUGUUUAAAGCAGUGCCUGAACUGACACAAAAAUUGUAAAAGUGCAUCCUAUUAUUGUAAGUUGAAGUCAUUAUCGAAGUGGUAUAAGUGUGUAAAUAGCAUUUGAUUGAUUAAAAAAAUAUAUAAUAAAUAAAAAAUUGCUUAAAUUAUUUAA